Messenger RNA from Procambarus clarkii (red swamp crayfish), 1455 nucleotides. The record is from RefSeq and is a predicted model, not a curated record. Lineage: Eukaryota; Metazoa; Arthropoda; Malacostraca; Decapoda; Cambaridae.
AUGAAUGACACCCCUCGACCCAUGAAUGACACCCCUCGACCCAUUAAUGACACCCCUCGACCCAUUAAUGACACCCCUCGACCCAUGAAUGACACCCCUCGACCCAUGAAUGACACCCCUCGACCCAUGAAUGACAACCCCUCCUCGAUAACGCAACCGUCUCCGGGUCUCCUAACUCAGAUUUACCAUGCACAGUUGUGGCAGGAAGUUGCCAUGCCAGACACCAAGUGUGGCACCGUCAACCCUCCCUCGCUGCCGGCGCCACGUCCUCCCGGGAGUCAUCCGACACUUGAGCCGUUAUACACUACACUCCUGCCUGCCGCGCCCCUGCCACCCGCGCCCCUGCCUGCCGCGCCCCUGCCUGCCGCGCCCCUUGCCUGCCGCGCCCCUGCCUGCCGCGCCCCUGCCGGCCGCGCCCCUGCCGCCCGCGCCCCUGCCUGCCGCCCGCGCCCCUGCCUGCCGCCCGCGCCCCUGCCUGCCGCCCGCGCCCCUGCCUGCCGCGCCCCUGCCUGCCGCCCGCGCCCCUGCCUGCCGCCCGCGCCCCUGCCUGCCGCCCGCGCCCCUGCCUGCCGCCCGCGCCCCUGCCUCCGUAAAGAGUUUAUCCAGGGCAUAAAUGGCAUGUUUCCGUAUAAUACCAGUAAGGCAGGGGUGCGGCAGGCAGGGGUGCGGGCGGCAGGCAGGGGUGCGGGCGGCAGGCAGGGGUGCGGGCGGCAGGCAGGGGCGCGGGCGGCAGGCAGGGGCGCGGGCGGCAGGCAGGGGCGCGGGCGGCAGGCAGGGGCGCGGGCGGCAGGCAGGGGUGCGGGCGGCAGGCAGGGGCGCGGGCGGCAGGCAGGGGCGCGGGCGGCAGGCAGGGGCGCGGGCGGCAGGCAGGGGCGCGGGCGGCAGGCAGGGGCGCGGCCGGCAGGCAGGGGUGCGGGCGGCAGGCAGGGGCGCGGCCGGCAGGCGGGGGUGCGGGCGGCAGGCGGGGGCGCGGGCGGCAGGCGGGGGCGCGGGCGGCAGGCGGGGGCGCGGGCGGCAGGCGGGGGCGGCAGGCGGGGGCGGGGGCGGCAGGCGGGGGCGCGGGCGGCAGGCGGGGGCGCGGGCGGCAGGCGGGGGCGCGGGCGGCAGGCGGGGGCGCGGGCGGCAGGCGGGGGCGCGGGCGGCAGGCGGGGGUGCGGGCGGCAGGCGGCGGUGCGGGCGGCAGGCGGGGGUGCGGGCGGCAGGCGGGGGUGCGGGCGGCAGGCGGGGGUGCGGGCGGGGGCGCGGGCGGCAGGCGGGGGCGCGGGCGGCAGGCGGGGGCGGCAGGCAGGGGCGCGGGCGGCAGGCAGGGGCGCGGGCGGCAGGGGCGCGGGCGGCAGGCAGGGGUGCGGGCGGCAGGCAGGGGUGCGGGCGGCAGGCAGGGAAAAUACUGACCUGUGCGACAAGGAACGUGAGAGUGAUGACCCCACUUACACCCAGAAGACCAUACCUGGUUGA